Messenger RNA from Merops nubicus (carmine bee-eater), 1002 nucleotides. It is a transcript of the gene FAXDC2, whose product is annotated as fatty acid hydroxylase domain containing 2. Gene Ontology annotation, molecular function: iron ion binding; C-4 methylsterol oxidase activity. Gene Ontology annotation, biological process: sterol biosynthetic process. The record is from RefSeq and is a predicted model, not a curated record. NCBI's taxonomy places the organism in Eukaryota, Metazoa, Chordata, Aves, Coraciiformes, Meropidae. Bases 1 to 1002 code for a protein of 333 amino acids. The transcript is spliced from 8 exons.
AUGGAAAGAGACUCUGGAAAUUCCACCAUGGCUGAACAGCAGAAGCAGGAGGAGAAGCUCUGGGCUGCCUUAAAGACCAGUGCCUGCGUCCUUGGCACAGGCGUGCUCGUGUUCACUGCCUUGGUGAACUCUCUUUCUUGGUACAUGCAGAAUAUCUGGGACACUUCAGGCCAUUUCUGGCAAACAGCAUGGCUUAAGUUCUACUACCAUUAUGAGGGAGAGGAGUGGACAAUCUUUCUCCUCGGGGCCGCAGUGGUGCCUGGCCUUGCUUUCUGGAGCUUCAAUGGGAUCCUCAUGGUGGCUGAUGUAACAGGAAAGCCAACUUUCAUUACUCGCUAUCGCAUCCAGCCGGGCAAGAAUGAUCCUGUGGACACAAAGAAAUUGCGCCAAGCCAUCUACACAGCGUUAUGCAAUCAGUUCUUUGUCUCCUUGCCCAUGCUCGUGCCCAUGUUCUAUGUCAUGAAGUGGUGGGGCAACACCUUCAGCAAGGAAUUACCCACCUUCCGCUGGUUUCUUGUGGAGCUAAGCGUCUUUACCGUGAUAGAGGAAAUUCUCUUCUAUUAUACACACAGGCUUGUUCACCUCCCAGUCCUGUAUAAACACAUUCACAAGAAGCACCACGAAUGGACAGCCCCCAUUGGCGUGGUCUCCAUUUAUGCUCACCCACUAGAACACAUAAUCUCCAACACCCUGCCUGUGAUAACCGGCCCGAUGGUCAUGGGGUCUCACAUCAUUUCAAUUGCAGCGUGGAUCUCCAUUGCUCUCGUAACAACAAGCAUUUCACACUGUGGCUACCACCUGCCCUUCCUGCCCUCGCCAGAGUUCCACGACUUCCACCACCUCAAGUUCAACCAGUGCUACGGAGUCCUGGGAGUGCUAGAUUAUCUGCAUGGAACGGACACAGUGUUCAGACAAAGCAAAGCCUUUGAGAGACACAGGUUCCUGCUCAGCCUCACCCCACUCUCCGAGAGCAUCCCCGAGGUGCCCAAGAGGGCAGAGUGA